This is a messenger RNA of Salarias fasciatus (jewelled blenny), 2042 nucleotides long. Its product is annotated as DEP domain-containing mTOR-interacting protein. Gene Ontology annotation, biological process: regulation of signaling; positive regulation of GTPase activity; intracellular signal transduction. The transcript is spliced from 9 exons. Gene Ontology annotation, molecular function: guanyl-nucleotide exchange factor activity; GTPase activator activity; protein binding. Bases 51 to 1268 code for a protein of 405 amino acids. The record is from RefSeq and is a predicted model, not a curated record. Gene Ontology annotation, cellular component: plasma membrane. NCBI's taxonomy places the organism in Eukaryota, Metazoa, Chordata, Actinopteri, Blenniiformes, Blenniidae.
ACCAAAACGAAAAGUGAGCUCCACUUACUUGCAGAGCGGAGAUAACAAACAUGGAGCGAACAAGUAGCAUUCGGAGAAAAGCCGUGGCUCGGCAGCAUAAGGCCGAAGUGAUGAUUGCAGGGGAACAACUCAGGUUGAAACUUCACGACGGAAAACUGAUCAAGGAUCGACGCUACCACCUGCGGACCUAUCCCAACUGCUUCGUGGCUCAGGAGCUGAUCGACUGGCUGAUGAGCCACAAGGAAGCUGCAGAUCGAGUCACAGCUGUCCGUCUCGUGCAGCACCUCCUGGACCAUGACAUUGUUCACCACGUCUGUGACAAGAGGUCUGUAUUCAAGGAUGCCAAACUGCUGUUCCGUUUCCGCAAAGACGAUGGCACAUUUCCCUUCAAUACGGAGGUGAAAAUCUUCAUGCGAGGACAACGGCUGUUCGAACAACUCAUUGCAGACAAAGACUCCAUCCUGCAGCUGAGAGAGGAGCAUGGUGUUGCAUAUCACCGCUCCUUUCCUGGCUGCCAGUUCAUUGACUGGCUACUUCAGAAUGGAGAGGCAGAGAGCCGCCGUCAGGGGCUGGAUUUGUGCCGCGCGUUGCAGGAGCAUGGCAUCAUUCAGCACGUUGCAAAGAAGCACGAGUUCUUUGACAGCGGGUUACUCUAUCAGUUUUGCAUCAAUUUUCGCCGCCGCCGCCGCCUGUCUGAGCUUUUGAGUGAGAGUGAGCAUGACAAAGACGAGGGCAAGGUGCUGCAGACUCAGGAGGACCAGAACCUCGACAGUCCAUUUGUUGUACGCAGAAACUCACAGAGACAAAAUGCUGCCUUCCAGUCUGUGCGGGUGAAAAAAGAUCUUAAACAGGCUAUCAGUGGACGUCGGGGAAGCUUGAAUUCAGCUCAGCUCCACCCAGAAGAAUUUCCACCAUCUUCAAAUCAACAGUCUUCAGUCGCAGUGCCGAGAUUCAAUCCUAAAUCAGUUCUUAAAAGAAAUGUUACAUGUGAAGAGUUGUUGGCACCCGGCGCACCCUUCAUCAAGAAAGUGUUGACAGUGAUCGGGGACGCUCUGGGCUGGGGCUUUGUUGUCCGAGGUGCUGCUCCCUGUUAUAUGCAGGCUGUUGACCCUGGAAGUCCUGCAGCAGCUGCUGGAAUCAAGGUGCAGCAGUUUGUGUGUCAGGUGAAUGGACAGUGCGUUCUUCACCUGGACUACAGGACGGUCUCCAGACUGGUGAUGACUGGACCUCGGACCGUUGUGCUGGAAGUACUGGAGCCAAUCGAAUGAAACUGCUGUCCUACUCCGGUCCAUCUUUUAUCCCGAUUGAUGCAGUCACCAGAGAACCUCAAAUGCUCUUGGAUUAUGGAAAAUAACAUGGAGAAAGCCAGAAAGAGAACAUUGAAACUCAAAGCCCCCCGAGCACAACCUGAACUCACACCCAAAACUGAACAUAGUGAGGCACGAGUGUCAACCGCACAACAUGAACAUAUUUCAACUGAUACAUUAACUGAAUAUGAUUACUUGUAUUGACUGAAUGCUGAUAUUGCAUACUGUAAAGUCCCCAAUAAAAUCAUUAAGAUUGAAAUGAGUCAUUUCAUAGAGCAAUUGGAGGCAAUAAAUGACAUAUCAAGAUGGAUGAUUUGGUAACUGAAAAUGAUUAUGAACUGCAAAAAGUAAAUGUUCUGACUUUUAAAAUAUGUACUUAUUGUGAUAAUAAAAAUAAAUUAAUGUACUCUGUUUGAUCUUGUGCAAAUAUGUUUAUACAUUUCAAGUUAAUGCACUAAUUCAUAAACAGACAAAAAUCAUGCUUAAUUACAGGGAAGUUUAGUCUUUUUUAUUUUAAUUACAUCUCAUCAUGAGCAUCUUCCAACUGAAAGUGAAUACACAUGAUGCACAUUAGUAAUGUUGCUUAAUUUGAACAAGGAAUCAGGGAGUCAAACUCAUUUUAGAUGAGGGGUCAUAUAUAGCCCAAUUUCAUCGUGAGUGGGCCGGACUGGUAAAAUAGUAGUGUAACAACCUUUAAAUUUAAAGUUUAAAGUUUUUUGUUUGUUUUUUUUUGUU